AUGCUGUAUUCUCUACCUGCAGAUCUGCAAUUGGAGAACAGGCUCUGUGCUGUGGUAGCAGAUGACAGAAUGAAAGCGCCUGGUUACAGCUGCUGGCCUCGGGGCUGACCAGCCCUGCGCACCAGCCGAGGCAGAACAGAGCAGCGCUGCAGAGAGACGGCCGCGACCGGACAGCGCCGGCACCUAGCUGCAGGCGGCGCUGCGGCAGGAGGCCGCGGUUGCAGCUCUGGACAGGCGGAAGAAGCAGCCGCUUCCUCCUGCGCGGGCUGUUGGAGGCGCUGCGCCGGCAUGGUGUGCGCGUUCCUGCUGGAGAUCCGGCGGGGGACGCAGAGCGCCUUGCUCGUUAUCCGCGAGGCGAGCUUGCGGAACCUGCCGGCCGACAUCUCGGUGGCUCCGGGCCGGCUGGAAGUGAGGAGCAGCUCCGCCUGCGGGGUGGCUGCGUUGCCGCCAGGGGUCAGCCUGGCUCCGUCCUCCUGCCGCGGGCUGCGGCGCCUGCACGGAGAUGGCCUGCACCUGCACCUGCGGCUGCGCGAUGUGCCCCGCGCCGCGGAAUUGGUUUAUAAUCUGAGGGAAAGCCUGAAACCACAGAAGAGUUACAUCUUUUACUGCCAGUCCUGUGGUGACAUCAUAGUAAAAGAAAGGAAAUUUUUCAGAGUUCUUCCUCUACCAAGUGAAAACUGGAGUGCUUUAGUAGAAGAGUGGUGUUGUCACCCUAAUCCCUUUGCAAGAAGCACUUUACACCCUCAGCAUGAUGACUGUUUUCUUGGAGAGACUUUUCUCCUGUUGAAUUCAAGAAAUGAAUCAUAUGUGCCUGAAUCUCUCAAGUGCAGCUCAGAGACUGAACAUCAUCACACUUCUCAGAAUGACUCUACCCUGAAAUCAAAGGAAAAUACCAGAGUAAUUUGUGAGCGCUGCAAGACAACACUGGGAGAAACAGUAUCAUCAGAUACUAUUAAAUACUAUGUGACUGAGGUGAUUGUUUGGCCAUCUGAGGAAACCUUCAGCACAAUACCAAGGUCUCAAUUCAUACAGAGUAUGGUUGCUCAGUGUCUUGUGGAAUUGUCCUCUGCUAAAAGCACAUUUAGAUUCACCAUAAAAGGUGACAAUGGAAGGAUCUAUAUUCUGAUAUGGCUUUUAAAUUCUGACACAUUGCUGGUGGAGUCCUCAGGAAGUUCCUCCUCCCACAGUGUCUUUACACUGUUUGGCGAUAAUUUCAUGGCAAGCUGUGGACCAUCAGGGAUGUGGAAUGCUGUCAAAGUUCUCUACCAGCCGUGCAUUAAUAACAGGAAUAAAGACCUUGCUGAUGCCUGGGAAAAUGAUUUUGGAGUUCAUCCUUUAAAGUUUCCAUCAGAAACAUGUCUGGAAUUACUUCUGAUGCUGAGUUUGAGUACUGCUUCUUUACCCCCUUCAAUUCAGCGCAUGAACUCUUUUCAGGUUGCCUUUCUGAAGCUGUGAAGAUCUCAGUUACCUAUGUAGAAAACUCUUCUCAAAUUCCCUUCCAUCAGACAUAUACAGAAACCUUCCAAUGGUGUGACACCUGAAAAAAAAUCUCCUGGCAGUACAAAGCAGGUUGAGCUAUGGCACGCAUUAUUCUUUCUAUCUGGAAGAGAUUCAAAGCCAAAGACGGAGUUAGCUUUUACAUCCAGUACAUUCUUAGAUGUUGUUGUAAGAGUGACUGCUCACAUCAAGCUGGACUAAGUUAUAUGUAGUCAAUACUACCUUUGUUAGACAGUAUUGGGAGUCCUAAAAAGACAGGCAGCAAAGAAGGGAUCUAAAAUAUUUAAUGUUAUGGAUGCUGAAGUGUUCUGUUCUUUCUUUGCUCUAAUAAACUUAGAAGGCUGACUUUAAAAUACAUGUUUAACAAAAACUA
Messenger RNA from Lagopus leucura (white-tailed ptarmigan), 1870 nucleotides. RefSeq names its product ubiquitin protein ligase E3D (gene UBE3D). The record is from RefSeq and is a predicted model, not a curated record. NCBI's taxonomy places the organism in Eukaryota, Metazoa, Chordata, Aves, Galliformes, Phasianidae. Gene Ontology annotation, biological process: proteasome-mediated ubiquitin-dependent protein catabolic process; protein autoubiquitination; protein monoubiquitination. Gene Ontology annotation, cellular component: nucleus; cytosol; ubiquitin ligase complex. Gene Ontology annotation, molecular function: ubiquitin protein ligase activity; ubiquitin conjugating enzyme binding; cyclin binding.